AUGUACUUGCUGGAGGGACAAUACGAGUCUGUGUACAAUGCGAGGUGGAGCCAUGUCGUGGAAGUUACUGGCGGCGAGGGGACGGGAAUGGAGGCUUAUGAGGGGGAACCACCGCAGCCAUGGACGUACAAGGCAGUUGGCAACACCCUCGAAAAGGAUGACGGUGUGCAGCAAUCCGGUGCACCGCGUCUCAGGCUGAUGGUGCUCACCUCGGACAAGGCAUGGCCGUACUCGUGGGGUGCGUGUGAAUUCAAUCGUGACUGCUAUGUGAACUGUGAGGUGGAGCGCGUGUGGCAGAUUGUCAAGGGCGUUGUAGACAAAUGGUCCAGCGGUCACGGUGAGACCGACUUUACGCCUGAUCCGUGUGUGUUGAUUGGGACGCCCGGGAUCGGGAAGUCGAUGGCUGCCGGUUCGUACCUCCUCUAUCAGCUGCUGCACUACGAUGCGGAGAAACUCCCUGUGGUUGUGUACUAUAUUGCGGAUCAAACAUUUCUGUUUGACAAGACCACCAAAAAGUUGUCAGAAUACUUGGGUAAGGGCAGUACCCUCGAUGUUGUGGACAGGCUAUCUUGGCGCGGGGUGAAGGGGUAUAUUAUCUACGACGUGGCAGAGGAGGUGUAUCGUCCGUCUGUUGGUUUGCCCUGCAAUGGAUGGGGCAUGAUUGUGGUAACAUCACCAAACGAGAAUAAAUACGAAUUGUGGGCGAACCAAAACUUACCCUUACAAAUCGUAAUGAAUUGCCCUGACGAGAGCGACGUGAAGGCAAUGUGCGUUUGGGAACAACGCAGUAAGCCUCCGCAGCAGCAAGCGGAAUACUGGCGAGAGGUGAAGGGUCGCAUGGACAAAGUUGGACCGAUUCUUCGCUACAUCUUUGAUGAGCAAGCAUAUGAUGAUCGGAUUGAGAAGUGUCACGAAACCGUGGAAGAGACGAUUUCCCCGGAAACUCAGUAUUACACUGGUUUGGGGAAUUUUACGAUGUGGUGUGGUAAUAGCGUGUUCCACUGGCUUGCGAAGGUUGUACGAAUACGAGAGGAAGUUUGCAAGGGUGAAUUUUCUUUGAAUUUACCGAUAUCUGCCCAUCUCUGCAAUAAAACAUUGUGCAUGUUGGCAAAGUUAAUGCAGCAGGAUGAUUUUAAUUCACUCAUAUUGAGACUCAAGCAUAAUCUUGUAUCGGAAAAUAUGGAACGGUGUACCGUGUUUGCAUUUUUGGAUGCGGACUUCAUAACUGCAAUACGACACAAAGUGAGGGAGCUGAAGCGAACAACACGACGUCAGCCACACCGCAGUGCGCUGGAGGUGUACUCACAGGAGCGCCCCACCAGGCACCAUGUCUUACCGCCACCGCAUUACUUUUCCGAGAAGGUUGGCGUAGAUUGCUGUGUGUUGUACGUACCGGGGGUGGAGGACUUUCCGCUGGUGGACGCCUUCUUUUUCGUGAAUUCAAAUCCGAGGACGCUGGUUGGGCUGCGGAUGUCCACGGCAAGUGAGCACCACACCACCGCCAGCACUGUGAGGCAGUUCACUGAGUGUCUGGCGGCGUAUUUUAAUGGUUGGGAGGAAUUGUCCCAAGAAUUGUCGUGGGAGAUAAUUUAUGUGCAGCAGGCAGACGGCACGCCGAUGAAUGACUGGCAGAGAUGUGAUGUUGUCAAUACCGAUGGUGUGAGCGAGGAGGAAGACCAGAGGAUUGCGGCGUUCUGGAAGGGAAGGGUGCUCCAGUACCAAUUGGCAAUAUCACCCGGAGACUUUAGAAGAGACGAGGCUCUCCGAAGUGAGGUGUAA
Molecule: messenger RNA, 1779 nt
Organism: Trypanosoma cruzi
Lineage: Eukaryota; Euglenozoa; Kinetoplastea; Trypanosomatida; Trypanosomatidae
Product: retrotransposon hot spot (RHS) protein, putative
Exons: 1
Coding region: 1-1779 (592 amino acids)
Source: RefSeq, a predicted model, not a curated record